Harpia harpyja (harpy eagle) is the source of this 3156-nucleotide messenger RNA. It is a transcript of the gene CENPL, whose product is annotated as centromere protein L. The coding region runs from base 58 to 1053 and encodes 331 amino acids. The record is from RefSeq and is a predicted model, not a curated record. The transcript is spliced from 4 exons. NCBI's taxonomy places the organism in Eukaryota, Metazoa, Chordata, Aves, Accipitriformes, Accipitridae.
GGGAAGGGGGGUUCAAACGGCCCCCGGCGGGAAGCGGCGCCGGGGCUGGUGUCGGUUAUGGAGUCGGUGGAGGGGGUGGCGCGGACGCUGCUCAGCUUCGGGCGGUUGUCGCGGGGGCUGCCGUUUGGGCGGGCGCACGGGCUUAGCUCCAGGGAUCCGCUGCUCCCGCUGGCGCCGCGCUCCCAGGAAAACGCAGAUCCCCAGAGAACAGCGUUUCUGCUGCGCAAGCAGUGGACCUUAUACAGCGUGACCCCUCUGUACCGAUUCUCUAACGCUCACCUGAGGGAUUACGCUAGGCUGCUUAGUGCCUUUAUUGCUGCCGAGAAGCAGAAAGGAUUGGCGGUGGAAGUAGGGGUUGAGCUCGACAUCAAAGUGGCUGUCUCCAGCCUUCCAUACCUGAAAGGUAGUGACCAAGACCAGGCUGCAAUUCUCGUGCAGCUUUCUUCAAGAUCACCAGCUUCCCCAAAAAACUCAGAAGAGAAACUGAUAUGGUCGGGCUGGUUCUGCUGUGUGUCUGGAGACGAUCUUUCCAAGAACGUGCCAGAGGACUUCACUUGUUUACCUCUGUUUCUUGUUAAUGGGGCAGAGUGUUACACGUCCAUUGUUGGAAGUUGGUUUCAGAAGACUUUUGACUGCUCCUUCCGCCGUUUAGCCAUCAGCCCUCUCAUUCUCAGUUGGAUGGCAGCUAUGUGGACUGGAUGCAAAGUGGAAAAAACUGCAUCUGCCAUGGAACUCGUUUUCUCUGUCCCCUGUCUGCCCCAGCCUUUGGAUAUUUCAUACGCCAUUCAUCCAGAGGAUGCAAAAGCUCUGUGGGACACAGUCCAAAAAACUCCAGGGGAGAUCAUUCAAGAAGACGUGGAUGUCUUUAUGGACUGCCUUUACUCUCACUUCCACAGACACUUUAGGAUCCACUUGUCAGCUACAAAACUGGUGAAAGUUUCUACAGCAAUUGCCUCAGCACACUGUGAUGGGAUUAUAAAGUUUCUACAAAGCCAAUACCUAACUGGAGUGCUGAUGCUACUGACAGAACUAGCAAUCUCUCAGAUAGAGUGAGAGUCAUUUCAGCAAAUCUUCAUGCUAAAAAGACUUAGUUUUGGAAGGUGUAUGCCGACAAACCAAUUGGAAACUUGCUCCUGCAGCAUAUUCUUUCCUUUCAUGCUGGCUGUCCAAUGUUGGACUUCAACUCCUGCACUCAACUCCAUAACUAGCUGUAAUUCAAUGCCAUGCACAGUGAAGACAAGCAGACAUUUGGCCCUAAAGAAGGGCUACAGUACAAACUUCUAAUAGCUCGUUAAGCACCUUUGUUUUAUCAUAGUCACUCUGUUCAUUUAUGCAUAGAUAUCAGCCAGGGGCUAGGAGAUAAACUUUGCAAAUUCUUGGAUGCAACUUACUGACAGGUAUUUCAGUUGUUUCAAAUAGCAAGUUGGUUUUCAUUUAACUAGAUAGCCUAAGCUCUACAGACCUUAGCCUUACCUACCUAAACUGUGACUACGUUUGGGCUGAUCUAAAUGCAAAGUCAAGCACACCUGAGAAAGGGUGCAUGCUCCACAAUCCAGGGCAGAAAAAUCCAGGUUUCUUAGCAAGCUAGAAAGGAAGUUGGGCUAGUUGGUAAUGGUCCUCAAGUGUUCAUCUAUGUCCCAGUUGGGCUAAGGUGAACUGCAUGAGACUGACAACUGCCUUCAGUGUCCAGCCUGUUGGUCCUCUCAGACAAGUUAAUACAUAGGAAAUUGAGGUCUGUGUAUAAGCUAGAUAUUUACUGUGCUUUGGCUGAUGUUUGUCAUCUUGGAUGUAAUCUUGUUAGGCCAGAGAGCUCUUGGGGUUGGAGCUAUGGGUGCUGAAGUUUUGUACUAGAUCUCUCCCUUCUACAGCAGGUAGGAUUUCAAAGAGCUAGUGCACAGUGCCUGGCUAUAGCUUAAAGGAGCAGAAAGGAAGUAGAAUAAGUGCAUGCUAAGUAUUAUGAUUUUGGUAUUACAGUCCUAAAUAAGUAUUUGCCAUCUUUUGCCAAUAGAUUGGUCUUGAGCAAAGUAAAGACCACCUAUGCCUGAUUAAAUAUAUACUUGUAUAGUACUUCUUUCCAACUAUAGCUUGCCUGACUAAACUACAAAUUCUUACCUAUUAAAUAAUUCUGUGAACAGCAAAAUUUAAAGUCUAGGUUUUUUAUACAAUUUUCUUGUAAUGGCUUCACACAUGUGUAGCAUCUCUAAAGUCUGAGUUUGUGCUGUGACCUUCCCCUGAAGCAGGCAUGCAAGUUUUCCCUUCUUUGCCCAACCACCUAAUUUCAGGAUUUAUUUGUCAGCUGUCACUAAAAACAUUCUUCAUUCUUCUCCCCAGCAACAUUGAGAUGAACCAGCCAUGCAAACAUGUAACUGCCUAACAUGUUAUAAUUGCAUACUGAGUUCCUAAUAUACUUUUAAUAAUCUAUUUCCAGGAUUAGCUAAAGAAAGAUGUACUUGUUUUUAGUUUUUGUUUACUAGUUGAAGACUGAUUAUUUUUGCAUGUAAAGGUUGCAGUCUGUAAAGUGGUAACUCUUACCCUGGUAGAAGCAGCUAAGCAAUCUUCUGAAGGUCGGGACAGCUAAGCAGCUAUUUAAACUAUCACUUCUGGUGCUUUAGUUUUCUUUUAUGAAACAUCUUAGACAAAGUUUGCUUUCUCAAUUCAGAGGAACACUGGGUAAAGCAGGAGUAGGAGGUCUGACAUAAGUGGCACCUGUAUUUGAUUUGAAAACAGGACUGUUACACCCAUGGCUUAGUUUUAAAUCUAUGCUCAGCUCUUUCCAACAAAUUUGCAUAAAUAAUCUCUAAAAAAAUAAAUUCCAUAUACCCUCUUUUAACCUCUUCCUUGCCUUAAGAACACAGACUAAAAGCAACUACAGCCAUACUCAGCUUUCAAGAGUGAUGCUUUGCUAGGUAUGUGUGGUAUCUACUACAGCCUAGCUGUAAGGUAUUGCUGGAAUAAAAGGCUACGUUCUCUUUUUUACACGCUUAUCUGCAAAUUGGGGUAUAGCCCUCAUUGGUAACUGCAGUUAAGUGAACAGAGCUAGAUUUAGCCAGAUAGUACAGAUGCUUUCUUCCAGAAAAAGCUGUUUCUGAAUGAUGUACUUCUAAGCAAUUGAGGGUAACACUAAACAGCAGAGUUUUAAGCCAGUUUUACUUGGAC